AUGAACCGGAACCGAGCCAUUUCCAGCAGCGCUAUCUCUAGGGCGGUGUCAGACGCUAGCGCAGCUGACUAUGGCAGUGCGAUAGAGACUCUGAUGACAGAGUCUCUAUCGCACUAUCGCACCAUCUCUCUAAUCAAGUAGUCUAAGGUGUCGGCUGAUGACUGCUGCAAAGUUCUCAUCAGCUCUCUACAGAACUGUCUCCACGGCAUCGAGAACAAGUCCUACGGCUCUGCCUCCAGACGCGAGAGGUCGAGGGAGCGAGACCACAGCCGAUCCCGGGAGAAGAGCCAUCACCACAAGUCCCGUAGCCGCGACCGCCACGAGGACUACUACCGCGAACGCAGCCGGGAGCGAGAACGCGAACGCGAACGCGAAAGAGUACCGGCACCGCCGGAGUACAGGCACCGCUAG
Molecule: messenger RNA, 411 nt
Organism: Coregonus sp. 'balchen'
Lineage: Eukaryota; Metazoa; Chordata; Actinopteri; Salmoniformes; Salmonidae
Source: the annotation of a GenBank genome assembly